Molecule: messenger RNA, 2133 nt
Organism: Penicillium odoratum
Lineage: Eukaryota; Fungi; Ascomycota; Eurotiomycetes; Eurotiales; Aspergillaceae
Product: 6-phosphofructo-2-kinase PFK26
Exons: 2
Coding region: 1-2133 (710 amino acids)
Biological process (GO): fructose 2,6-bisphosphate metabolic process; fructose metabolic process
Cellular component (GO): cytosol
Molecular function (GO): 6-phosphofructo-2-kinase activity; ATP binding
Source: RefSeq, a predicted model, not a curated record
AUGGCGCAACAUUCCGAUAUUGCACGGUCGGCAAUCAUGUCGUCCGCCACUUCAGACCCUUCAUCCCGGGGGGAUCAAAGGAAUAUGAACCAUCGACUCAACGGCAUCUCAAAUGGAUCUAGCCCUGGCUCGGGUAAAGAAGGAGCAGUGAUGCUUCCGAAAACUGUGGUCGGGAGAGCGCUAGGAAAUGACUUGCAUUCCGAUGUCCACAAGGCAUCACAGGCGCCCAAGGGCGGAGUCGGAACCGCCUUGACUGACACUCCGAUUUCUACCGCACCGCCGUCUCCACAGAUAUCGGGUCGUACACAACCAGGCACCCCGAGCAGUAGAGUCCGAGCCACCACUCUUGAUAUUCCCGGCCUGACCAAGUCCAAGGUCUCUCCAGAUGGCCGAAUUGCUCAACGCGAUGUCGGUGCAAAGCUGGUCAUCGUUAUGGUCGGCCUCCCCGCCCGUGGCAAGAGUUACAUCACCAAGAAACUUGCCCGCUACUUGAACUGGCUUCAGCAUGACACACAUAUCUUCAACGUUGGUGCACGUCGUCGUGUUGCAGCUGGCAGGUCUCCCACACCGGCCCCUCGAACCGCAGAAAAGGGCCCGAAGAAUGUCCACCGGGACCUCGUCGACUCGGUGCGCCGCCUGAGUGUGAGCGUCGGAAAACACAAUCAAGGCGAAUACUCUCCGCCGGAGGAAGCCCCUCUUCCACCCCCAGCUGUUCCUACUAAGAUCCUUGUAAACGGCAAGGAUGUCGAACCUUCUGUCUCGCAGAAUGGAGGCACGGUAAUUCCGUCAAUUGAUGCGAGCCCUGGCCAGUCAAUCCAGGACGAGGCCACCACAGAAGCUUCUCCAGAACCAAUGGACCAGACUGCGAAUUUCUUUGACCCGCAGAAUCAAGACGCUGUCAAGCUUCGGGAGCGAGUCGCCCUCGACACUCUUGAUGAGCUUCUCGACUACAUUUUGGAUGAAGGCGGCAGCGUCGGCAUUCUCGAUGCGACUAACAGUACCAUGGAGCGUCGCAAGGCUGUCGUUGAUCAUAUUCGGAAACGGGCUGGCCCAGAAUUGAACAUCUUGUUCCUUGAAAGCAGCUGUGUGGACCAGACUUUGCUCGAGGCCAAUAUGCGCCUGAAGCUGUCUGGACCUGACUACAAGGGCCAAGACCCGGAAAAGUCACUGGAGGAUUUCAAGAGGCGUGUGGCUCUCUACGAGAAGUCGUAUGUUCCCCUAGGCGAAUACGAGGAGAAAAUGGGCAUGGCAUUUAUCCAAAUGAUUGAUGUUGGUCGCAAGGUUGUCGCCCAUCAAACGCAUGGUUUCCUGUCAUCACAGGUUGUCUACUAUCUUCUCAACUUUAACCUCUCUCCACGCCAAAUUUGGAUCACGCGACAUGGCGAAAGCCUGGAUGACCAGGCCGGUCGAAUUGGUGGAGAUUCUGGCCUCAGCGAGAAUGGUCAGCGAUACGCCAGGGCCUUGACUAGAUUCAUCAAUUCCCAGCGGGAAAAGUGGGAGCUAUAUCAGCGCCAGAAGGACUUGCUGAAGCACUUCCCACCUCGUCCGGGUGACAGCACUCCCCCGAAUCCUUCUUAUAUCCCUCAUGACCAGCCCCGAAAUUUCUGUGUGUGGUCAUCGAUGAUGAAGCGGGCCGUCCAAACAGUCGACUACUUCAAUGAAGAAGAGUAUGACGUCAAGCAAAUGCGUAUGCUUGAUGAACUUCACUCUGGAAGGAUGGAGGGCAUGACCUAUAAGGAGAUUCAGGAGAAGUUCCCCGAGGAAUAUGCUCACCGCAAGAAGGAUAAGCUUUUUUACCGAUACCCCGGACCUGGUGGAGAAGGUUACCUCGACAUUAUUAACCGCUUGCGGGCCGUCAUUGUCGAGGUUGAGCGUACUACUGAUCACGUUCUACUGGUUAGCCACCGAUCUACUGCCCGUGUACUCCUUUCUUACUUCCAGGGUCUGCAACGUGACCAGGUCGCCAAUCUGGAUGUUGAGAUGGGCGUGCUCUACAUGUUGGAGCCCAAGCCUUACGGUGUUGACUUCAGGGCUUACCGUUACAACCCUGAAUCCGAGUGGUUUGACUUUGUUCCUGGUUACCAAUUGAAGCAGGUCACCGGACAUGACCGCCAAGCAAGCAUCGCAUUCUGA